CCCAAGACUUAGUCUUAAUUACCAUUAGCAUUUAAGAUGGUCAUAUUUGUCGUUCGUGUCAGAUCCACGGAAGAGGAAGCUAGCUAAUUGGAAAACCUCGCAACAAGGAGAUGGAGGAAGUUGCGAUAGUGUCCAGCGAGUUCGUCGGUCCGGCCAAGGCUUUCGAUCAUCCACCAAAAUUCGAGCUUUCCACUUUCGAUCGCCUCAUGGGGUAUGCCGGAUACCAGAAAAGAAUGCUCUUCUACAAAUCGGCACCCGAGAAUGUGGAGGAUCUGCUCAAGAGCAGCCUCGCGGAGGCCCUCGUCCCCUUCUAUCCAUUCGCGUCGCGCAUGCGUGCCGGCGAUGGAGUCUCGACCCCUGCUCUCGAGCUCGAUUGCUCCUCUGUAGAUUUCAGCGCCAAAUUCACUGUUGCCACGACCAAGAAGUCGCUGGCCCAGCUUGGAUUCUUCGAGCCCUGCGAGUUCUGCGACACGCUUUGCCAGAUUGGGAGCCCUCCACCGGCAUAUCCCUGGAAAAUCGAGGAUCCCCUGCUCUUUGUCCAGAUCACACGAUUUGGAUGUGGAGGAGUGAGCCUGGGAGUGGGAUUCAGCCACCAGGUAGCUGAUGGAGUGAGUUUCUGGCAUUUCAUGACCUCCUGGGCAGAAAUCGCUAGAACGGGCCAAAUGAUCUCCGCUCCCCCGGUGAUCUCUUACAACUACAAGGGAUUGGAGCUGAGCGAGGAGGAGCACAUGAGAAACGCGGUGGGAUAUUGGGGAGCAGAGAUCGUCCCUAGCGUGGAGAAAAUGCCCCUCGUCGUACCCAAUUCGUCACCCAUGGCCACCCGGCAGUACCGAUUCGAUCGCUCCGCCAUCGCGGAGCUCAAAUCCCGGGCGGCGGCUGGCAGCAGCGACGCUCGAUUCAGCACCUACGUCGCCCUCUGUGCGGAGUUCUGGCGGAGAACGGUCAUCGCUCAGGGAUUCCCGGAUUCGCAAACUGUCAGGUUCUUCGUCCUCGCCAGUUGCCGCGGGCGCAUCGCUUCCAUCCCCACCUCCUACUUUGGCAACGCCAUCUGCGGAUUGUUAGCCAUUGCCAGCGCCGGCGAUCUCAAGAACAGGGGGCUUCCAUUCGCAGCUCGGACCAUCCACGACGCGAUCCAGGCUUUCGAUGGCGCCAGGGUGGAGAGUGCCUUGAGCACCAUACUUUGGAUGAUCCAGGCCCCUCGCCCGGUUCGAGUGACGCCGUUUGGCCAGGCGGUGAGCUCCAACCAGCACCCGGUGGAGAAAUCGGAGUUUGGAUUUGGGAAACCGUGCGGGAUCACGUUUGGGACGAAUGAUCUUCACGAAGGGAAGAUCUAUCUCUUCCCAUCCAGCGAUGGCGGCGUGGUCGUCACGGUGGUGCUCAAGGAAGAGAACAUGAAGAGGAUGAUCCAACAAGACGAGGACCCCUCCAUUAUUUAAGAUAAAUUGUUUAUCUUUAAUAAAACUUGCUUAGCCACGUAGGCAGAAUAUUA
Messenger RNA from Selaginella moellendorffii, 1489 nucleotides. Its product is annotated as shikimate O-hydroxycinnamoyltransferase. Bases 111 to 1436 code for a protein of 441 amino acids. The transcript is spliced from 2 exons. The record is from RefSeq and is a predicted model, not a curated record. Lineage: Eukaryota; Viridiplantae; Streptophyta; Lycopodiopsida; Selaginellales; Selaginellaceae.